AUGGCGAGUUUUGUUCGUCCCGAUACGCUUCCUCAAGCGCCUAAACGUCUGUCGAAGUGGGAGAAGGAUGACAUACGAACUGAACGUCGAACGCGAAUGAGUAAAUAUGAACUCUUAAGGGAAGAUAUUGCCGACAGACUUCGAUGUCCGCUGUGUUUUUGUCUUCCCUGUGUGAUAAUAAUCUUCAUAUUGCUAAUAUUGAUCGGUAUUUAUGUGGUUCAGCCAUAUAUUCAAGGUAAGAGAAUUUUUAUUCAGAGUCAGUCUGUGUGCUUUGUUCGGCGCGCGUGCGAAAAACGCUUAUGGCAGACAACCGAGUAUAUCGCACUGUAAACAUUCCCGCAAUUUGUAGGGUAAUAACCCAGCCAAGUGCUGACUGUGUUGACUUUAAUCUUGCAUAAAGUGUUCGAGGUGUAUUUACGACGAGAUUAAGUCUACACAGUUCAAAAUUCACUUAGCGGACAUUUCUAUAUAGAACUCGGACACCUCAUCAGUUAUAAGGGUCAGCGCAAUUUCAAAAAAACAGUCAUUUCCUAAACCACUGUGACCCUUACAUCCAUCUGUUCCAUUUUGCAACGUUAUGUUUCAUCCAAAAUGCAAAAUUUCUACGUUGUGUAGUCACUUAAGGUUAAGUUCGGGCAAGGAUCACGCGUAAUGCCAACAGCGCUGUUCAAAAUCAGUGUUACUGUACAUGUAGAGGCGCGUGUACUAUUGAAAUUUCCCAUCAAGUUGAUAUAUUAAAUAUCCGUCGAGAGGAAAUCAAUCGUGCUAUCUCACAGGAAUAUCAAGUCAUCUUUGCCUUUUAGUGUAACGUUAUUGUGUGAAAACAAUGGAUAUUUUAAUAAGCUAAAUCGACGCUUCGGGGAGCCCUUGAUUUCUACAUGUUCAGCGAUUUUGUACAAUUAAUGUACAAACGAAUGCUAGCGAAAGUACAAGCGUUAGUGUCGUUACUGCCUUUUUGAGAAGCAACCUGACUUCUAAUCUUGUUCGAUUAUAAUAUGCUAGGCAUAUGCUGUCGAGUAAAGCUGUGUUUCUGUUAUUCGCUUGUUAUUCUACCCGUUUUCUUAGAAAGAACGACCAUAUUGUUUUAAUAAGCGGCUUGCAUAAAGACACUGUAAAGAGGGAUUUAUUCUCGAAAUAAUUAACGUCUACGAUCAUGUCUGUUUGAAUUUGGCUUUCCUCUUGCGAUUAGUUUAUUUCGAGUUUAUUUACCACCACGGCCUGAGCAUCGUCUUCUAACCUGACCGAAGUCCUAAAACUUCUCACAGCCAAUUUUAGUUCACAAACUUCCAACAUCGCCGAGAGUUUUAGAACUGGUAUCAGUUCCUUUAUCACAAUUUAAGUCGACAAAAUGAUCUUUAUCAAAAAGCAACUUGAGAUUUACACCCUGCCCCGGCCGUACAAAAUGGGUUGUAUGACUUCUGUUUCGUUCUGUUUCGGAGCAAGACCGCGUCUUGUCCUGGUUUGUCGGCUCCUCUUGCAAAUCUUCGUUCUUGAAUAUGAUGAGUGGUCAAGGGAGCGCGCUGCUUUUGUUGCCGAAAUGCACAUCAGCACGGCUCCCUCUGUCAACGAAAACUUGUCAUGCUGGAGAUCGCCCCAUGUAAGGGGAAUCGGAUUCCGGAAUCAGGGAAAUUUUUGCUUGUAGAAUCUGGAAUCUUGGGCUUUGGAAUGCGGAAUACAUCUCAAAGAAUCCGGAAUCCCACUAACGAUUGGAAUCCAAUAUCCAAGUUCCGCUGAAAAAGGCUGGAAUCUAUAAUAGUUCCUGGAAUCCGGAAUCCGUGACGUGGCAUUCAGAGUCCAAGUCUGUCUUGGAUUCCUUUUUGAACGUUCGUCUAUUUUUUUUCUUUUCCCCACCCCCCACUCCCUUGUGCUUGCGGUCAAAAAAUUCCCCGCCCGGGUUUUAUUUCCGUUCGCGCACUUGAUCAUCUCAAAAGAGAAAAUAGAGUUUCUGUGAACAGGCUACACAAACUCAAGUUGCUUUUUCGUUACUGGUUGUUGUGUUAGUAUCCUUUUGUGUGUCCCCCUUGCUCAUGAUUAUCGUGUAUCUCGCGCCCCAUAUUUCUGGUCUUGUGUCGCUGUAGGCUACGAAUCCCCCAUUUUCCACAGAGCUAGCGAAAUACUCAAGCGCGCGUGAAAAUCGCCGCCUGUGAGGAACGUGACUUGCUGACCAGCUCAGAUAUUGCCGUGGGGUAAGAUGUGAGGGGAGGGGGGCGGGCACGCUUGGAUACAGGGCGGAUAAAGGUUGGGCGGUGAAACGAGCGCGUCCGAGCAAAAAGGUGUGAUGCAGUGGACUGGGACUCUGCUUAGAAAUGUCGCUUGUUUUCGACUUCGGUCAGGGCUUGUGAUGUGGUUUGUACAUUAGAUAUUGCCGCUGUCACUGAAUUAUGGCAGCUUGAUUUAUUUUCUUGCUCUUCUUCCUCGUUCCUUUGUGCUGGUACGCUGUCUCCGAGAGGCAAAUGUUGCUAUUUUUUGCGGGAGGUUUAGUUGGAGUCGACAAACAUCUCUUUCAAAGGGUUUCUUUUAUUACUUCCAUGACUCUACCACUGAAUUAUAUUUUCGUUCUGCUACUCGCCAAUGUCGAUGUUAUUCCAAAACAAAAACAACUAAGUACUGUCUAAAACACGAAGGAAAAUCUCAUCCAUGUCAUCCAUGGCAAAACUAAAAGACAGCAGAUCGUGUUUCAUAACUAGAUGACGUGUAUUUUAUAAAUGCGUGCAGCUCGUGCAAGGUGAAAUUAUGCUAAUUUCAAUCACCAUCAUCCUUCUUUUUAAUUUUGAAAAAAACAUCUCAUACGUCUUUCUGUUUCUUCGAAACUUCAAAAUUAGUUUCCCCUCAGUUUUUACUGUUUACCUUGUUUUGUUUUAGAGAGAAAAACGGAGAAAAAACCUUACAACUAACCUCAAUAAAUUUUGUUUACAUGCGGUUGCCGGAUUUGCAACGCAUUGCGCGAAUCGCCAUGGCGCGUUGCACCCGAGAAGCAAAGUUUGAAGAAGUACAACGCCACUAUAUCAAUAUAUAUCAAUCUAAUUUUCUGUUAUGUUAUAUAAAAUUUAUCCCCCUUUAACAUAUGUAAAAAUUGAGGUUAAGAAGUGUUAAGCUUUUGCAAACGAAACGGCGAAAGACGAUUAGGUGAUAUUUAGUGGAAGGAGGAGGUAUUCAACACUUUCAAAUUAAACUCAAAUUUUGGCAUUAUACGACUAACAAGUUUGACUUCUAGACGUACAGACACAAACAUAUGAAACUGUUUAUUGAUAUUGUUAUGAAACGAAUUUAUCUAUUUAACAUUGUAGCCUGAAAUUACCGAAAGAAAAUAGGAUUUCCGGUUUGCAAAAAGGAAAAUUUCGCCGGCCUUCAAGCGCACCGGAAGCGCGGAAAGAGCGCUCGUGCCAGUCCUACUCCGCAUCACACAUUAAAUGAAGAGCGGAGCGCUCGUUUCACCGCCCAACCUUUAUCCGCCCUGCUUGGAUACCCCUCCGAUCCGCCCCUCAUCUGUAAUAGGCAAGACCAAGACUAACUGAAAUCUGUUUGUAAAGCUGAUGUUUAUUUUAUCGCUUGAAUAAAAUCAGGAAAAGGCUUAGUAUCCACACAAUGCCGUGUGAAUCGGACAGAGAUGUUAGAGGAGGGAUCGUGCAGUCAUAGAACGGACAAGUUUGUUCCCUGCUUAAAAAUUAUAGUAAGUAACUGAUCAUGUUAUAACAAUUUGAUUAUUGUCAUCUGAGUUGAUAAACAAAGAGAGGCAGUCGUAGAACAAUUGAGAAGGGAACGGCUCGAGUGCUGCCCGUUCGUUAACUAAACCCGGAGGCUCUCGUUUUGGGUUUUGAGUUGCUUCCCUGUAGGUUUUCACCUCGGGUUUUGCGCGAGUGACUUGCAAGUGCGAGACUAGCUGCGUGGCAGGCGUUCGAAAAGGAUCGGAAGAGAAUUUGGGCGCGAGAUCGCUUCUCACGCGCCCGAAAUCCCCUGUCUCUUCCCUUUUAAACGGCUGCCACUCAGGCUAGUGCGAGACAUCUCGUCUUGCGGUUUCGUCAAUCACGCAAAACCUCAUGAAAGCCUACUGGAAAGUGAAGAACUGAUAGCGAGUGAAGGAGAUUUUGUGUGUUGCACGCGUCCUAAAUACAGUUUGGAUCAGAAAUUUGUUCGUCUGCUACUUUCAUCAUUGCUUUUUGGAUAAAUAAUACAAGUGUCUCCCCUUCUAAUAUGUUAUAGACCAUUAGUGGAGUUAUUAAAAAGGAGAAUUAGUUUACCAGAUGAUGAUUACUUUCCACAGGUAACCUACAGAGUAAACAAAACAGCAGCUUUUGAGGCUGUCCUUAUGGAAAACGAACAAGCCUUGUCUCACUGUGAAAAGGUAGGAGAACUGGAUCUAGCACCCCACUUCAGAAACCGUAGCUAUUCCCCUUAGAGAAUCUUGAGUGGGAAUUUACGUUUUGGAGAUAAGAUGUUAUGCGCACGACAGUCAACCUCGACAAAGUAUUUUACGUUAGCAGUAAUCAGCCCAUUUUCUUCAAACGUUUCUGUCCUAAGAAAGCACAUAAUCGAAAGUGCAGACAAAAUUUGUAAGAGAACUCAAUAACAAAUGUGCUAGCCUGCGAGCAAACUCUCCGUUUCGGGAAUAUCGUGAAAAGUCGCGCACACACUUUGGCACGGGCGCCAUGCGAAAGGAGAAGCCCUUCGCGCCUUCGUCGUUCUUUCGCGUUCUCGUGCGGCUCGCCGCGCACGGCCAAAUGGAAUAGAGACUUGCUCGCAGGCUAGGCUACAAAUGUGCUUGUGGGAAAGGUUUUGACUUAAUGGUUACAUCAUAUUACUGUAUUUACACCUAAGUAGUUCACCUUACCUCAUGUCUCAAGCUGGUUCUUUCUUUCAUGUUCUCUUGAAGUGUUCCUUCACGUUUGGCAGCAGUGACUUAUUUGGAAGAUACAGCAAGUGUGCUUGGGAUUCAGAUUUAUCAGCUCAAGAUUGCUACACAACUUACUUGAAUUUUUACGGAACGGUGAGCAGUAGAUUAUUGGUCAAACAGCUGGCAAAACGUACUAAACCAUUCUCGACUCCAAAGCCUCUGUUCUGUUUUGGCGGCGAAGGGCCUUGUCCUCAGUUUUGCGCUGUAGAGAAGAGCUUGGGAUUGCUCUUGAGUCCAAAUUGUCGCCCAAUAAAAAGGCCUUGUAAUUUUUCAUUGCGUAGAAGCCAAUGACCAAUCAUUAGCGCGAAAUUAUUUUCCUCUGGUAUCAAAGAGGGUCUAGAGUCCCUGCCGCGUACCCAGACGUCUCUCAUUCGAUGACAUUGCGCGCAAAGGAAGGCGGGAAGGAGAACUGCUUCCCAUGGACCCUUGCGCUUCGUCAUCACUCACUCGCGUUUCUUACUCGCUUCUGUACGAAAAACGAAGCGCCUGAGGAGGAGGCUGGGGGAAUCCCAUUUCAGUUGGUUGAGUAGAUGCUUGGCAGGACUGGGGAGAGCUCAGUCGUUCGCUCCUCCUUGCGACCAUCUCGAGAGACUGUACCUUCCCCUCCCCUAACCCGUCAUUUGGCCCAAAUUGAGGUCUAGAGGGGGAAGGGUAGGUAAGCGGCUUUCCAGAAUGUUAUUCUGAUCCUUGUAAAACCAGGAGCAGAUUACUACCUGACCGUAAAACUUAACACAAUUUGUCAACGGUUUCUUGGCAAAAUGUGAUUCCCCUUGCUGGAUUUUAAAAAUCAUCUUUAUGCGCAGGCUUGACAAAUCUUAAGAGCGCACUCGGACAUGCGCUGAUAUGAAGCCUGCUAGUGGUCUCUGACUUCUCCUGUUUUAAAAGCACUUUCUAUGAAAUAAUCUUUCUUGUAUACUUUGUUCUUUGCAGCCUAACAAUACAUUCUCAUGUUAUUUUGAUCCGGACAACUUUGAGGACGUCGUACGGAUCCUUAAGGUAACCCUCGAGACAUCCAAACCAUGCGAUAUGUCUAUUUACUUGUUUAUUACGUGGUAUUAACCAACCUAAGAGAAUGUUUGUUUUGUUUGUUUAUCUAGGUGUCAGGCGGUGAAGCAGUCGCCUUGAUAGUCAUUCCUCUUCUCUUCCUGUUGUUAUGGUUACUAGCUGUCAUGUUCAUGGCAUACGACAGGCAUCUUCGGAGGUAUUUAAAAAAAAUUGUACUAAAACUGUUGAUAGUUCGGACUGAAUUUGGCUGAAUAAAAAAAAAAUAAAUAAAUAAAUAAAUAAAUAAAUAAAAGGAAAUUCAGUAGCGGGAGCCGGAGUGUGCCUUUCAUUACGUGAAAUCUCCAUAGGCACAUGUCCGUAGGCUGAUUGCAGGCUAUCGAGCUUUUUCGCUAAACCUGGCCGGUUAACAGAAAGGGAUUUGCGCGAGAGAAGAAAGGUUUUUUUUUCGGGUGCCCUAGCGCACCGCUUCAUCUCGUCGUCCUGAUUCUUGAGCAAAAAAGGUUAUUUCGCAAGAAAAACUGACCGCAAACAGUUUUGUAGGCUACGCUGCAGGCGUUUGAAAGGGAGAAAAAAUCAGUUGCAUGAGAAGGUGAUAGACGUGUUCCUUCCCCUGCACUCUCGCUUGCGCUCGAGCUCCGCUGCUUGCAUCCCGCGGCCUGAGAAUCCCUGAAAUAAUUGCCCUGCUUUUGAAGAAAAGUCUCCCUCUUGACUUCCAAAGCCAUGAUUACCAUAUUCCUGAUAUAACAUUACAAUCAUUAAAAAGGAAUACUUUCUUCCAAAUCGGAAAUCUGGGAGAAUUUUUUUACAUAAAUAACGCCAACAAGAAAAUGAACCAAAGCGCGUUUCUCCCGCGCUUGUAAUCGGUCCAAAGCGCGGAAGAGUACGAGGCAGUUGGCUUUCUGAAAACCACAUAAUGAUUUCUUCUCCUGCUUUCUUCAUUUUCUAAGCAACAUUGACGAACAAAUCAUCCAAGAAGGAAUGAAAGCUAACAAGUAUACCAAAAAUACCAUGAGUAACGGAUCAGCAGUGCCAUUAGGCAAACAUAACAGCGGAUUCGAUCUUGAAACAUCUACAGCAGUGAGCGCCGAUGUUUCAACACUGACCAGUGGACUCGCUACACCACGCACGCGCCGGAGAAGGAAAAAGAAAAUGCCUUGUUCGAGGCCACACUAUCAAUUUAACUACCUAGAUGAAGGAAUCUUAUUGGAGGAUAAGCCUCUGUCCUCUACUGCGAAUGACCCUUAUAGUUACAGUUUCGUGACAGUGGACACUUCACCUGUUUGUACAUGCCAUCAUAAUGGUUACUUAGAAGCGGGAUUUGAUCUCUUACCAUACAGCAGAGAUUAUUUCACACCCGUAUCCAGUACCCCGAGUGUAAGCUCGCGCUACUCGAGCCAACAGCGGAUAGUGCAUAUGCCUGAAUCGUUUGUAUAA
Molecule: messenger RNA, 7330 nt
Organism: Porites evermanni
Lineage: Eukaryota; Metazoa; Cnidaria; Anthozoa; Scleractinia; Poritidae
Source: the annotation of a GenBank genome assembly